Nothobranchius furzeri (turquoise killifish) is the source of this 1311-nucleotide messenger RNA. Its product is annotated as serine/threonine-protein phosphatase PP1-beta catalytic subunit. Gene Ontology annotation, biological process: circadian regulation of gene expression; regulation of circadian rhythm. The record is from RefSeq and is a predicted model, not a curated record. Lineage: Eukaryota; Metazoa; Chordata; Actinopteri; Cyprinodontiformes; Nothobranchiidae. Gene Ontology annotation, molecular function: protein serine/threonine phosphatase activity. Gene Ontology annotation, cellular component: nucleus; cytoplasm.
AUGGGAGGGGUUUCGUUUGUGGGCGUGGUUUCACGGCCUGCUGUAGACUGCGGCGGGCAAAGCUCUUCCUAACAGAAAUGGCGGAGGGGGAGUUGGACGUGGACUCGUUGAUUUCCAGGCUUCUGGAGGUGCGAGGAUGUCGUCCAGGGAAGAUCGUCCAGAUGACGGAGGCGGAGGUGCGCGGCCUCUGCAUCAAGUCUCGGGAGAUCUUCCUGAGUCAGCCCAUCCUCCUGGAGCUGGAGGCUCCGCUCAAAAUCUGCGGUGACAUCCACGGACAGUACACAGACCUGCUGAGGCUCUUUGAGUACGGCGGAUUCCCUCCAGAGGCCAACUACCUGUUCCUAGGAGACUAUGUGGACAGAGGGAAGCAGUCCCUGGAAACCAUCUGCCUGCUGCUGGCCUACAAGAUCAAAUACCCCGAGAACUUCUUCCUGCUGCGGGGCAACCACGAGUGUGCCUCCAUCAACCGCAUCUACGGCUUCUACGAUGAGUGUAAACGCAGAUUCAACAUCAAACUCUGGAAGACGUUCACCGACUGUUUUAACUGCCUGCCCAUCGCGGCCAUCGUGGACGAGAAGAUCUUCUGCUGCCACGGAGGGCUUUCUCCUGACCUGCAGUCUAUGGAGCAGAUCAGACGGAUCAUGAGGCCCACAGACGUACCUGACACAGGUCUCCUGUGUGACCUGCUGUGGUCCGACCCAGAUAAGGACGUGCAGGGCUGGGGGGAGAAUGACCGUGGCGUCUCCUUCACCUUUGGAGCUGAUGUGGUCAGCAAGUUCCUCAACCGUCACGAUCUGGAUCUAAUCUGUCGAGCCCACCAGGUGGUGGAAGAUGGUUAUGAGUUCUUCGCCAAGCGGCAGCUGGUGACUCUGUUCUCGGCUCCAAACUACUGUGGGGAGUUUGACAACGCAGGCGGCAUGAUGAGCGUGGACGAAACUCUGAUGUGCUCCUUCCAGAUCCUGAAGCCGUCUGAGAAGAAGGCCAAGUACCAGUACGGAGGGAUGAACGCUGGCCGGCCCGUCACCCCUCCCCGCACAGCCCAACCUCCAAAGAAACGAUGAAGACCGCCGCGGCCCGAACACGAUGAAACGAUUGUCUCCUUUUCGCCCCGAUGAGUAAAGUAAAGCCUGCAGGGGAUGAAACACAUGAACCGUUUUAACCCCCCCCCCCCCCCCCCCCCCCCUUUCACCCAAUGUAUGGAACGGCUGUCCGACCCCCCAGCACCUACGUAACCGUGUUUAAAUCAGUCAUUCUGUAGCACCUUUUUUUCUUUUUGACUGAAUGACUGCUAGUACCCCCCCCCCCCCCCCC